This is a messenger RNA of Aphanomyces invadans, 1374 nucleotides long. RefSeq lists its product as hypothetical. Lineage: Eukaryota; Oomycota; Saprolegniomycetes; Saprolegniales; Verrucalvaceae. The coding region runs from base 1 to 1374 and encodes 457 amino acids. Gene Ontology annotation, molecular function: phosphatidylinositol binding. The transcript has 4 exons. The record is from RefSeq and is a predicted model, not a curated record.
AUGGGCAUCAACUCCCCUUACCACUCCUCCAUGGAGAAGGAGAUUGCAAAGGCAUGCAAGAUCCUGGAUGCGUUCUUCAACCCCAAGCUGGAUGCAGACAAGGCCGUGCCGUUCGAGCUUCUUCAAAACGCGGCAGGAAUUGCAUUCUUGACGGUGAUCAAAGCAGGGAUGAUCUGGACCGGUAAAGUCGGCACAGGAAUCGUCUUGUCCCGUCUGGAAGACGGCAGCUGGAGCCCGCCUUCGGGAAUUGGUACUGCUGGUGUUGGCUUUGGAGCUGAAAUUGGCGGGGAAAUCAUCGACUUUAUGAUUAUUUUGGGGUCUCCCAGCGCCGUGCAAACGUUCAAGCGAGGCACACAGCUAUCGGUGGGUGCUGGACUGGAAUUGGCGGUCGGUCCCGUCGGUCGUGCAGGUGGUGCAAACGUCAAUGCUGGCGGCAGCGGCCUGAGCAGCAACUACACAUACAGUCACGCAAAGGGUCUCUUCGCCGGCGUCGGCCUGCAUGGUUCGACGAUCAUGGUUCGUGGCGAACUCAACACAGCGUUUUACGGCCGAGAGGUGUCGCCCAUGCAAAUCCUUAGUGGCGCCGUCGCCCCGCCUCCGGGGUCGUGCGACCGCCUAUUCGAAACUCUCCAACGCGCAUGUAUUGGCGAUAGCUCGGGCGGUCGCUCCAGCGAGGCGUUCAACGCCGGCGACUACGGCGCACACCCUCUCACGGGCUACGGCGACUCGCAUCGAACGAGACGAUCAUUCUCUGGGCAGCGCGACUCGACUUCGGCCUCCGGAGGGUUUGGUCACUCGGCGGCGCCUGCACGCCAGAGCUCCUUCAGUGGUACCACAGCGUCGGCGUCGUCGUCGGCAGCCUCCAACGGCCCGGACCCACGCCUUCGUCGAUUUACUGGAUACAAAACGGAGCAGGAAAUUUAUGCGCAGUACGCGAAGCCAGCCCAGGUGCCCGUUGCGGCCCCCACGACGACCACUUCGGCGCCGACUUCGAGCAACACUGCCCCGACGUCCACUUACGCCGGCAUGGCCAGCACCGCCAGUUCAGCACCAACGUACCAACGCACGACGAGCCAGGUCCGAAGCGCUCCGGCGAUCCCACCGCCGGCAGAAGGCUCCGAGACGAAGCAAGUGUUCACGGAUGUGAUCAACUUUAUGACAACCCGCGUGCCGUAUGCCGAUAUCCAGACGUUCAAGGAGAACUGCCGCCGAUUCGGCCAGGACCAGAUGUCUCUCGACGCGUACUUUUUCUAUCUCAACUCGGUGUGUACGACGAGUCUUCUGCGCGAGCUCAUCCCGAAGCUCGUGCGCCUCUUGCCGACCCACGAAAAGCGCACCGGGAUGUGGGACCUGUACGUGAAGCAAGUGUAUUAA